Prunus avium (sweet cherry) is the source of this 1343-nucleotide messenger RNA. Its product is annotated as 1-aminocyclopropane-1-carboxylate oxidase homolog 1-like. Lineage: Eukaryota; Viridiplantae; Streptophyta; Magnoliopsida; Rosales; Rosaceae. The record is from RefSeq and is a predicted model, not a curated record.
CCUAUAAACUUCCUUGAGCUUUGUUCCCCAUCAUCCUCCUAUAUAUCUCCUUAUACUCCUCUUCUGCUUCUACUUUCUAAUUAGCGAAGGGCUUUUACAGUUUUAUACUUAAGAGUCUAUUUGUUAAUCACGUACAUUGUUUUGAUCCAAAAAAAAAGAAAAAAAAAAGAAAAAUGGUGGCCGUAACCAGAGCAGAUGAGAGGCUGGGAAGUGGUGCCAAACUCAGUAUCCCAACCAUUGAUCUUAAGGGCAUCGAUAGCAACUCAGUUUUACGAACUGAAGUUGUCGAGAAAAUUCGAGAUGCAUGUGAGAAUUGGGGUUUCUUUCAAGUUCAAAACGGAAUUCCUGUUGAAGUUUUGGAGAGGAUGGUGGAUGGGAUACGUGAGUUCCAUGAGAAGGAGAAUGAGCUUAAGAAACAGUUGUGUUCAAACUCAAAGGAUUCUGGGAACAAGGAGCAGUAUAUGUCCAACAAUCGCUUUUUCAAAUCUUCACAAGGAAACUCGAGGGAUUCGUUUGUGUGCUAUAUGGCUCCUGAUCCAACCAAACCAGCAGACGAAUUACCCUUAGCGUGCAGAGAUAUAGUGAAUGAGUACUCAAAGCUAGUGAAGGAUUUGGGAUUUACUUUGUUUGAGUUGCUUUCCGAGGCUCUUGGGCUUAAGCCAAACCAACUUAAGGACGCGUACAUGGAUUCUGUUGAAGGGCUUUCUAUUAUGGGUCACUACUAUCCACCAUGUCCUGAAACAAAAUUGACUAUGGGCACCGGCAAGCACACUGAUGGCUGCUUCAUCACCGUACUUUUACAAGAUCAAAUGGGUGGCCUCCAAGUUUUGUAUGAGGAUCAAUGGAUUGAUGUUCGCCCCAUCCGUGGAGCUCUUGUCGUCAACGUUGGAGACCUUCUGCAGCUCAUCUCAAAUGACAAGUUUAUUAGUGUUAACCACAGAGUUAUCGCGCAGAGUGUAGGCCCAAGAGUUUCUGUGCCAACCUUUUUCAGACCACAUGCAGAAAAUCCAAAAGCUUAUGGACCAAUCAAGGAGUUGUUAUCAGAAGAAAAUCCCCAAAUCUAUCGGGAAACUAAUGUUAAAGAUUAUCUGAAGCACUAUCUCUCAGAACUGGUAAAAGGGAACUCCGCAUUAGAUAAUUUCAAGCUAUGAAGGAUUAUAAAAGCGCUUUGCUUUUGGUUCUCGGUACCGUUGUUAGUUUCUCUGUCAUCGUGGCUCUGUUGGCUGCAGGCUGUGCCUCUGGUCCUAUGACUAGGAUUUUUAUUUUUCAGUGUCCUUUUGCUUUUUAUGUUAGGCCCAUUUGUUUGGUCGUCUUAUUUGUGGUCUCAAAUUCUGUCUGAGUCA